UCCGGUUACUUUGGUGUUUCAGUUAAACUCCAAUCUGGUUACACUGCUGGCGUUAUCACAUCAUUCUACCUUUCGAACAAUCAAUAUUUCCCUGGAAACCACGACGAAAUUGACAUCGAAUUCCUGGGAACCACGCCGGGGAAGCCAUACACUCUGCAAACAAACGUUUUCAUUAGAGGAAGUGGAGAUGGAAACGUAAUUGGAAGAGAAAUGAAGUUCCAUCUCUGGUUUGAUCCCACACAGGAUUUCCACCAUUACGCAAUUCAAUGGACUCCAUCAGAUAUCAUUUUUUUGGUGGACGACGUACCGAUUCGAAGAUAUACAAAAAUGAACGACGCAACUUUCCCAACGCGGAAAAUGUGGAUUUACGGUUCGAUAUGGGAUGCUUCUGAAUGGGCGACAGAGGAUGGAAAAUAC
Cucurbita pepo subsp. pepo (vegetable marrow) is the source of this 417-nucleotide messenger RNA. The record is from RefSeq and is a predicted model, not a curated record. Lineage: Eukaryota; Viridiplantae; Streptophyta; Magnoliopsida; Cucurbitales; Cucurbitaceae.